Amphibalanus amphitrite is the source of this 2166-nucleotide messenger RNA. Its product is annotated as arylsulfatase H-like. Gene Ontology annotation, molecular function: arylsulfatase activity. The record is from RefSeq and is a predicted model, not a curated record. Bases 216 to 2066 code for a protein of 616 amino acids. NCBI's taxonomy places the organism in Eukaryota, Metazoa, Arthropoda, Thecostraca, Balanomorpha, Balanidae. The transcript has 2 exons.
UCGCAGGCUGUGGUGGAGACUCGAGUGGUCCGCUGAAAGCUGUUUCGGCCGCCGUGCCGGUGUGUCUGCGGUGUUGUCCGCCAGUUUGUGCGUGCGCUGGUUCGUGUUGGAGAGCAGUGACCGAAGAAAUGAAGCUGGUUAUUGGCUGAAUUUCUCAACGGGAAGUGCGGCGAUUUCUUCGCCUGUCAACGUUAAACCUGGUCAAUGAAUCAAUAAUGAAAAUGUUGCUAUUGAUAACGGCCUCAGCACUGUUGUGCUGGUCAUCAAGUUUGGCCGGGGAUCGGCCCAACAUUGUAGUGCUGCUGGCCGACGAUCUGGGGUACGGCGACCUCAGCUGUUUCGGUAACCGGUCGUUCAGCACGUCUCACCUGGACCGUCUGGCGGCGUCUGGCGCGCGGCUGACCCACCACGUGGCGGCGGCGGCCGUGUGCGCGCCCAGCCGGACGGCGCUGCUCACCGGCCGCUACCCGGUCCGCACCGGCAUGCAGGAGUCCCGCGGAGGCCCGCCGGUCGUGCGCAACGUGUUCGGCGCCGGCGGCCUGCCGCAGACGGAGCGGACCUUCGGCCGACGGCUGCAGGACGCCGGCUAUCGCACACAGUUCGUCGGCAAGUGGCACCAGGGCUGGUCGUGCCGCGUCUGGGACGACCAGUGCCACGGGCCGCGCGAGCACGGCUUCCAGACGUUCUUCGGGCUGCCGCUGACGCUGCAAGAGGAAGAGGACGUCGACCCGCCGUCGCGCCGAGAGAGGGAUGGUCCGUUUGUGAAGCACGUGCUGUCUGAGGUGCUGAGGGCCGGAGCAGAGGCCGGUGACGGCUCUAAGGGCAGCUGCGAACGGCCUUCAGCCACCAAGCUGUGGCACCUCUGGUUGGACAUGACUCGUGCGACGUACUAUGACGCAACACCACGCCGCGAGUGGUGGGGCCACACACUUGUCAUGGACAAGUUUCUCAAUCACAUGCUGGUGCGGAACGGUGAGAUCAAGUCGUGGCCGUACCAGCUGGUCGGCCUGACCCAGCGUCUGCUGGACGAGUCGCAGCGCUUCAUCCGCGGCCAGGCGGCGCGCGGGGACGCCCCGUUCCUGCUGGUGCACUCGUUCCUGCACCCGCACACGCCGCUGUUCACGGCGCCAGUGUUUGCGAACGCGUCCGGCCACUCUCGUUACGCGGACAACGUGCUAGAAAUGGACUGGGCGGUCGGCCAGCUGCUGGACACGCUCCAGGAGGCGGGCGUGGCCGACAACACGCUGGUCUACUUCGCCUCGGACCAUGGCGCGCACCUGGAGCUGGUUGGCCGGGACGGACAGCGCGAGGGCGGCACCAACGCGCCCUUCGCCGGCGGGAAGGGCCAGGGUGGCGCCGAGGGCGGCAUCCGGGUGCCGGCGAUGGUACGUUGGCCAGGCAGGAUCCCGGCCGGCAGGGCGGUGGACGUGCCGACCAGCGCCAUGGACCUGCUGCCCACGCUGCUGGACGCCGCCGGCGUCGACGACGGAGACGAGGACACCGUCCUGGACGGGGUCAGCAUGCUGCCUCUGCUCGAGGGGCGCAGCGACGCCCCCACGCACCGGUUCCUAGCGCACUACUGCGGCGACGACAUCCACGCCGUGCGGUACGCGCCCGAGACGGAGCUGGGAGCCGUCUACAAGCUGCGGCUGGCGGUGCCGCGGUACCCCGACCCGGAGGUCGAGCACUGCGGCGUGCAAGAUGGCCUCUGCUCCUGCUACGGCGAGGACGUGCUCUGGUUGCCAACGCCGCGCUUAUACGAGCUGACCACCGACCCUGCAGAGCGUGACCCCAUACCCGAGUCGGACCCGCGCUACGGCCGAAUCGUGCCCAAAAUGCUGGAGCUUCUGAAGCAGCAUCGACAAAACGUCACGGUGGCACCGGCUCAGGUGGCCCGCUUCGAGCUGGCGGCCGUGCGCCCGGAGCUGGUACCCUGGGACCAGCUGGGGAAGUUCAGGGGCCUGGAAUGGGACAUGCACGGUCUAGAUGACUGGAACGAGUUUAUAGCUGGCCAAACGUGUCCAGCCAGCGGCCAAGGCGUGUCAGAACAUUGUGUCAGACACUAGUGUUGCAUUGUGGAGCCAGGCACGGGAAAUGAGCGGCAUGAGCGUUGUCAAAUGUCAUGUGACGUGCACUACACUGUAAAAAAAAAUCUUACAAGCCCCU